Messenger RNA from Suillus bovinus, 2289 nucleotides. RefSeq lists its product as uncharacterized. The record is from RefSeq and is a predicted model, not a curated record. Gene Ontology annotation, biological process: protein phosphorylation. Lineage: Eukaryota; Fungi; Basidiomycota; Agaricomycetes; Boletales; Suillaceae. Bases 185 to 2167 code for a protein of 660 amino acids. Gene Ontology annotation, molecular function: protein kinase activity; ATP binding. The transcript has 7 exons.
GUUCAACCAUGACGGUGGCUCAGAGUACAUCAACAUUCGAAUCUCUACUGAGGUAUCGAUUGUUGCCUUUAUUUCAUUUCAGAACAAUAGCAUCGUUCUGGUUUAAAAGCGAACCAUGAACUGCAUUUUCUUGCCCCCACUUUUUAUUUUCUACUGGCAGUAACUCGUUCAGUUCAUUGGCAUCAUGGUCAAUGGCAGUGCCGCUGUCAGCGAACACAUUAGUACUCUAGGCAUCAGGGUCAGGGAUGUCCCCUUAUGGAUCACUUGGGAUGUGGAGAAUUACAAGAAAUGUGAAGCCGAUGGAAUGCUACAGUGGCUCCUCUGUGGCUUCGAUGAGCGUCCCAGCAGUGAGAAGUCGAAAUUGCUUCAAGAUUCUCUUACAGCUGUCCUGGACAUCUGCAACAACACUCCAGAAAUCACGGAUAACUUGACUGAAUUUGCCAAUUGCGCCACAGAGCCAAGUUCGUACCCGUCCUUUGUGCGUGCGGCCAAUGCCGCACUCCUCAAACUGAGGAGCUUGGAAGUCUCCGGACUACCUGCUUCCCCGCAAAACAACGAUAUGGACAUCUUGUUCUAUCAUAAUGACAAGGACAGGACACGAGUGCACCAAGGCGCAAAGUCUAUGCGCAAGCCGGACGUUGUUCUCGUCUCUCGGAAAGCGGUGAAGGCUGCGGUGAAGGGUAGAGAGGCUAAGGGUAAGGGCCAGGCUAGUAUGGGUAACGACGGCGAGGAUCAAAACCAAGAUAUCGAAGUGUUUUACAUGAACAAAGCGGCGAAGAAGCUUCACGGCAACUUCAAAUGGAUCGAUGUUCGAUCGACCGUGGAGUUCAAACGCAGCUCCACUCUGGAUCCUCCAGUAUUGCCUUACCAAGUGACAAAAUACGCUCCCUUUAAUCCAAGGCUCAAGUAUCUGAACCUUUGGAAUGCAACGGAAAACCUUGACCCAACAGCUGCGACUCUUGCGCCUGCCGCCGCUUCUACUCGAAGCUCGAACAUGCCAUCGGAUGAACCGCAGGGUACGCGUACGUCCGAGCAGCUGAAAGCAAAAUCAGAUAGCAAACGUAAAUCUGAUGAGUUGGACUUCAACGAACCUGCUUGCAAGCGCCAGAAGAAAACCGAUGAGAACUCCACGGACCAGAAGGAAAUCACAGAGGAGCCCGAAAAGAUUCAUCCAAACAUCCAGAAUGGUUUGUAUGCUGCGGUGUUAUUCACUGCCAACAUCGCGCUGCAGUGCGUCAUAUCUUAUGUAGUGAACAAUGAUAUCAUCUACAUCUGGUAUUUUAAUCGAGAAAAUGCCAUUCAAUGCGCCGGCAUCAACUUUAUCAAGGAUCUUCCCCGGUUCCUUGUGUUACUGCUUGCUAUGCAGCGCAUGGGAGACGAGCAAUGGGGCCAUAAUCCGAAAUUUACCCACGUUCCUGGAGUUUCUUGCGACGUCGUCGUUGGAGAUGUCAACCUCAAAUUGGACCUGAAGUCUGACACACGCAUGACUCACUUCGGUCUGCACGGUCACGCAACUAAUGUCUUUUCUGUCCAAAGCAAGUAUCUUUCGGACAAAAAGAAGAGAGAUGUUUGUGGUAACGAUUCUAAGGAACUGGUCGCCAAGCUCUAUUGGCCAGAAGAGCGACGUCAGAGCGAGGACGAGAUACUUCAAAACGUGUAUAGCAUUGCGAGCAAGGAAUCAACAGUGAAGGGCCACAUCCCGGACAUGGUCUGGUUCCACAAGUUUGACGAGACGUCCACGACCAAAAUCAGGAGGUCGCUAGGAAUUCAAGACGCUGACGCUGAAGGGGGCAGUCGCAUUUUGUAUAUCGUUAUGUUCAGGAAGCUUAUCCCAAUCACGUCGCUGAGUGGAGACGAAUUUCUCAGCGCAUGGUGGCAAGUUGCGCUAUGUCAUUACACACUCUGGAAGCACAAUGUCCAUCACCGCGACAUCAGUCCUAACAAUCUUAUGGUCUACGGGCUGAACGGCCAAUGGGUCGGGGUCCUCAAGGACUACGACUUAUCAUUGAUCAAACCCGAUGGGCCCAGCGGGAAGGAGUGCACAGGAACAGUUCCAUUCAUGGCACUCGACCUGCUCCAGAAAAAGGGCCUCGAAGGCAAAGUCAUGCACAAGUACCGGCACGAUGCUGAAUCCCUCGUCUGGGUCCUUGUCUGGACUGCUCGAUGACUGGCUAAAAGUGGAUGCUAAUGGAUGCAGGAAGGAAAAAGCAGUAUUUAUGACAUUAGUGCUGCCGUGGUCCGGUUCGGUUUUUUUGCGGUCUGAACUUGAACCGAACCGAAAUUUUUUCU